Molecule: messenger RNA, 4474 nt
Organism: Hyalella azteca
Lineage: Eukaryota; Metazoa; Arthropoda; Malacostraca; Amphipoda; Hyalellidae
Product: large neutral amino acids transporter small subunit 1
Exons: 8
Coding region: 1246-2706 (486 amino acids)
Biological process (GO): amino acid transmembrane transport
Cellular component (GO): membrane
Molecular function (GO): L-amino acid transmembrane transporter activity
Source: RefSeq, a predicted model, not a curated record
AAGGAGCUAACAUUUGAUGUAAAAUUUGUUCGUCUAUGCUUUACGAUGAUUUUGUGAGUGAUCAGAAAAUAUUAAUCUCACUGUCUAUGUUUUCAUGAAAACAGCAUGGAUGAAAAUGCUAUAUUGUUAUCGGAUCUAAUUUUUCUUCAAACAAAAGUAACCAAUUCCUAGCACAAGUGGAACUGAUACAAGACUCUGAUCUGUGCGUGACGCGUCCGCCGGGAUUCCCAAACUUGGAAAGUUUCACGAUCCUGCCGUUGGUUCCAAAGGUCGAAUCCAUUGGAAUAAGCCUACCUACUUCGAGGACACUUUCGCCUCUAUUUAUCCUACAAUAGCCUUGGCUUCAUUAGUUCAGAAUAGACCGACCGAAAUGAAUAAUCAGCUCUAAUCUCUUACGAAAAUUUUACCCUCCGAUUUUUAUUCUUAACGAAUCGUAUGAAUAGUCCUCAACUUUAGGCUCAUAAAUAGACAAACAACGCAACCAACAACUUUAUCGACUGUUUACUGUUUUUUUCCUCACAUUGUCGGCAUAGUCGCCCGUCAUAGCGAAUCGGCCCGCUUGCAAAUACAGGAGGGAAGAAAUAAACGUGCUCCCCUGAAAAUUAAUUUGGGACAAAUUUGUACACCAGGAAACAAGAUUCCCGGAUACCGUCAAUGGAACAAAUAUUAUUCUACAUUACAUUUUCGUAAGUGGAUAAAGCUUAUUUAUAUUCAACAAUCUUAUUGUAGCUUAUAUCAAGCUCGGUACGAUUGGUCAUUAUAUUUCGCUAAACUCCUCUUGAAGAAAAUGAACGUAAACUAAUCUAUUCAAGGAGGUGUUAUUUAAAUCAAAUAUUUUGUCAUUCCGGUGAGUCUUGCGUCAGUCUCGCCGCCCAGUUCAAAUUUCUCGCUGCCGACGAUCCCGCCUACUACAGCAGUGAAGGAGAUCUGUGUUGAACUGCAAUCAGUCCGAGCUUUGACGAGGAAAAGAGCAGUGUUUCCUCUCACGGCCACUGCGGUCAUUUCCGCUAGACUCGGGAAUUUCAGUAGAGUCGCAUGUCGGCGACAGCUUCAACCUGUUGCGUUUGAGACUUCGCGCCGGCGAUGGAAACCGCUACUAAUUUGCUUCUAACGUUACAUCAAUUACUAAUUUGCUUAAUUCGACCUAAUAAAUCACCGUGAAAAUAUUGAAAACCAUUCGAAAUCAAAUAAUAAUAUAAAUUAUAUAUAAAAACUGCUCGAAGUACGGAUAAUAUUGCCGCCAUUAUGCAAGAUCGUCCAACUAAACAACAACACGAAGGCCCGAUCGUGCUCAAGAGAAGCAUUACGCUCUUGAAUGGCAUCUCAAUUAUAGUGGGCAGCAUCAUCGGCUCCGGGGUGUUCGUAUCUCCGGGAGGAGUAUUACAAUACGCUGGAUCGCCCUGGGCUGCUAUCGUCGUCUGGACUGUGUCUGGCGUCUUGUGUACAGUCGGCGCACUCUGUUUCAGCGAGCUGGGCACCAUCUUGCCUGCAUCAGGCGGCGAGUACACGUAUGUGCUGCACGCGUUCGGUGACCUGCCGGCGUUCACGACGCUCUGGGUGAAUGUGGUGCUGGUGCGGCCAGCAGCGCAGUGUGUUGUCGCCCUCGCCUGCGCCGAAUAUUCCCUCGCCCUCGCUUUCCCUCAUUGCCCGCCGCCGCGUCUCGCCGUUGCGCUGCUUGCUGCCCUCGUUCUAGGUGUGCUGACGGCAGUCAACUGCCACAGUGUGCAGUGGGCCAUGCGUGUACAGAUGAUCUUCACUGCAGCAAAGUUACUUGCACUCUUCAUCAUCACAAUCAUGGGCUUCUACGUGCUCGUAACAGAGAGAGGUGGACACCUGCGGGACACGAGCGUCACCGCUCAACCUGAGGCAGACUGGCAGGGACUGGCCAUCGCGUUCUACGCGGGGCUCUUUGCGUACGGCGGCUGGAACUACUUGAACUUUGUCACCGAGGAACUCAAAGAUCCGCAUAGGAACUUGCCGUUGGCCAUAUGGGUGGGGCUGCCGAUGGUGACGAUGGUGUACGUCUGCGUCAACGUUGCCUACCUCGUCGUCCUGCCAGCUGACGUGCUCAUUUCGUCGUCGGCAGUCGCCGUCGAGUUCGGGUCGCGCGUGCUGGGUCCACUUCGCUUCGUCGUGCCGGUCUUCGUAGCGCUGUCCACCUUCGGCAGCCUCAACGGUAUCCUCUUCACCUCCGGCCGAUUGUUCCUCGCGGCGGCCAGAGAAGGCCACAUGCCCGCUGUCUUGUCCUUCAUCGACAUCAAAGCAAGAACCCCGAAGCCAGCUUUGAUCACCUCAUUCUUAAUAUCCCUGGCUUUGUUAGGGUUAGACAUCAUGGCGCUCAUCAACUGCCUGUCUUUCGCUCUGUGGCUGAGCAUCGGCGCGGCGACGGCCGCUUUGCUGAGGCUGAGAUACACACACCCGCUCCUACACAGGCCUAUUAAAGUGCCUAUUGUAUUGCCACUUGUGUUCCUGGCGUGCUGUGCUUACCUCGUUAUUGUCCCGCUCAUCACGGACCCUACAAGUACAGGCCUCGGCAUGCUGUUCACCCUGUCUGCCCUGCCGGUCUACUAUUUAGGCAAAGCUUGCAAGAACAACAAAAAUGCACAGCGCUUCAGUUAUGACGCGUCGGUGCUGCUGCAGAAGAUCCUGACGGUGGUGCGUCCUGAAAAUCCUACAGAGGAUUCCUUACGGCUGCUGGAGCAGUGAUGCUGAGAUAUGCUACCGAAGACAUGCCACUGUAGACGCAGCAUAUACUGUAUGCUGUAGACGCAGCAUAUACUGUGUGCAGUAGAAUCAGCAUAUAUGCUUCAGUAUACACACCAUGAACUAUUUUGCUGUAAAGAUACUCCUGUAGCUACGUUGCUGCAUGAGCUGUAAUGAAGGAUAUACAGCGGAAGGAAAGCUGCUGUAGAGACAGCGUAAAGGUACAGACAGUCUAAAAGCGUUGGUGCGUACAGAGGCGUACGCGCGCUGACGCUGCGAUUGAACUUUGCUACAGAAAACGUUACAACUGGAGUUUCAAUGCAGAGGAUAGAGGAUAAACAAAGAUGUUAAUCCUUUACUAAGCGGUGUCUGACGACACAUCUGUAGCCAUGGGGCUAUUGAAGAUCAGAUGCCCUACAACCAGAUACUUUGCUUCUGUUAAGCUCUGCGUGAGUUAAGUUGAAAAUACAAAAUAACUUUUCGUGUCAUUGAAUUUGAAGGGAAAACACGAAUCCUGUUGUUGUGAACAAUGCUGGAACUGAGCUGAGAAAGACACCGCUGAGACUGCAUGAGGUGUUAUGAAGCUGAAACAUUAAUGUUACAUGAGGAGUCGUGCAAGGAGAAUCUCUGAACUACUAUAUACGAGCGCAUAUAUAGGCUUCAAUUUUCUAAAAUAUCCAUGACAUGAUAACUUGUGAUAAUUUUUGCAGGAACUGUUUCGUAGGCGUAAACCCUUUUGUACAAUUUAUUUCUACGACAACGUCUAUUAAAGUUUGAAGUUUAAUCUUAAGUUGCUCAGUCACACGUGAAUUAUUACAUCAUGGUUGUGCGUUAAGAGAUCUCACUGGCCAGCAGGUCCGAAGUAAUUAUGAAACAUCAACAAAAGAUAAUUUUAGUCGCAUUUUGCUUCAAAAAUAUCUGUUGGGUUACACUAUCAAAAAUAGGUAAUAAUUCGCAACUCCGUCAGCUAAUCACUGUCGGCUUUCAAUCUAGCCUCACCAACCACUGGCGAGGAAUUUGAUGGUGAACCUUCUGGAGAAGAAACUAUAAUUAUUAAUCAAAUGUCUUAACAAAGGAGCUUAAAGGUAAAUGUAUAAAUGUAAUUGGCAAUUGCAGCCAAUUGAGAUUUUUUGCUUGUGAUUAAGGAUAGCGAUAGGAACGCAGUGGCUGUGAUGUGAAAAUCACAUUGGUUUGAACCAACGAUUGUUAUCAAGUACGACAUAAGUGACAGCUAUGCCAGCAUUCCAGGUAAUUUUUUUAAUUAAUUUUAGUAUUUUGCGAUUUAGUAAUACGUGUUGACAGUUUUGACUUGGUUGAUUGGUAUGAUCUCUUCUUCUGCUGCAAUUGUCUAGGACCAACAAUUCUUCAUUUUUUGGAUAAAUGAAGAUGUUUGGUUUUGCACAAUUGCUAGGCUUAAACAAGAUUAUGUUUGCCAGGCAUAAUGAGAUAUUUCCUCGUCAUGACAUUUCUCCUCCUGAUAUUAUCCCUCAUCAAGGUUAACCCUAACAUAUAACCCGUCUCAAGGUACAUCUAGGGUUAAUUUUUUAGCCGCAGAGAAACUUUGACUAAGGUAAAGUUCUCUUAUGGGUAUCCUCUGAGACAUCGAUUGCUGCCUCUUGCUUGGAUGUCGUUUCUGUGCCUUCAUAAUUUAUCGGCCGAAAUUACUCAUAUUAAUGAUAAUAUUGCUUCCAAUAGGAGAUGAACGAACCUCAGAUGUAGUUGUAUGUCUAAUGUUCAGUGUUUGUCAAUAUUUAUUAAAUUGUGCUGUCGC